Molecule: messenger RNA, 1734 nt
Organism: Carcharodon carcharias (great white shark)
Lineage: Eukaryota; Metazoa; Chordata; Chondrichthyes; Lamniformes; Lamnidae
Gene: fra10ac1
Product: FRA10A associated CGG repeat 1
Exons: 14
Coding region: 54-1046 (330 amino acids)
Biological process (GO): dephosphorylation
Molecular function (GO): phosphatase activity
Source: RefSeq, a predicted model, not a curated record
GAUGACGUCACCGACGGCGCCAGUGACCGCGCCGCCAUUUACCGGAGGGGGCGAUGAGCGGCCAAAGAGCGAAGUUGGAUCUUGUUCAGGAGCAUGGCCUCGGGGGCUAUGAUUCAGAAUUCAGUGAGGAUGAAAAUGAAGCAGAGACAUCCAACUGUAAAAGUCAAAGGGCAAAUAAAGAUGCUGCACUACUUACAAAGCCAUUCCAAAAGGAAAAAUAUGCCCGGGUGGCUCACAAGCAAGUUGCAGCUCAUGAAUGGGACAGGGAGGAAGCAAGAAACCGUCGUUUCCACCUUAUUGCCAUGGAUGCUUAUGCACGGCACAAGAAAUACAUCAAUGACUAUUUGCUAUAUUACGGUGGCUCAAAAGAAGACUUAAAGAGAUCAACAGUGAAUGAUAAAACAGACCUGGACGUGAUAAAAGAAAACCAUAGAUUUUUAUGGACAGAAGAUGAUGAAACUGAUAUGACUUGGGAGAAAACACUUGCAAAGAAAUACUAUGAUAAAUUAUUCAAAGAAUAUUGUAUUGCUGAUUUGAGUCGAUACAAAUACAAUAAGUUUGGAUUUCGAUGGCGAGUAGAUAAAGAAGUAAUUUCAGGGAAAGGUCAAUUUUGCUGUGGUAACAAACACUGUGAUGAGAAAGAAGGACUGAAAAGCUGGGAGGUUAACUUUGGUUACAUUGAACAUGGGGAGAAAAGAAAUGCCCUCGUGAAACUGAGAUUGUGCCCAGAAUGCUCCUAUAAACUGAACUAUCACCACGGGAAGAAAGAAGUGAAAGCUGUAAAAAGGAAACACAGAGAGGGACACCACCAAGAUGUCCCAGCAGAAAAGAGAGCCAAGACCACAGAGAAGCACAGUUGUAAAAAUAAUGGCAAAUCUUCCACAAGCAAAACAGAAAACAAUGACGAUACUGACCAAGAAACAGAAGAUAAGCAGGAUGCAGAUGAUCCCUCAGCGACUGAAUACUGGAAAGGGCCAGCUCAGGAUGUUGAAGAUAAAACCAAGGAGGAUGAAUUUGAUGAAUAUUUUGAAGACAUGUUUCUGUGAGCUGUGCUUUGAAGAGGAUGUCAAAGAUUAAUCACUUCAUACAAUAUGUCCCAGAAGAAGUUUCCUCAAUUGUUACUUAAAUAUCUAAUUUACCUUUUAGGAAUCAAAGUUAAUUUUUACAGGCAACAAAUUUUAUUUUUCAAAUUUAAAUCUAAACAUUGAUAAACCCAGGAGAAUAUGAAAUUUGAAAGCUGAGAAUCCAAAACACUCAAUUGUGAACAUGACUAUUAUAGCAAAAUAUUUCUAGUUAGCUAUAUAACAAUUAUCACAGAAGAAGAGCUUCCAUCUGCUACGUUUAGUAAUUUGGUGCAGUCAUCUUGGGAAAUCAAAGACAUCUCCAAGUUGUCAAUAAUCCACUUUGAAUUGUUAAGUUUUAAUUGUAUGAAUACUCCAAAUGACAGAAAAUGUUUUUGUUUAUUAAGCAGGGCAGCAAGAUUAAAUUAUUAACUUACUUGCUUACUGUUUUUAGUUGUUCUGGUGUGUGUGGAUAAGGGAUUUAUCAGUGAAGUCCUAUAACAUAACCGGUGAUGUGUCAGCUUAUUCUAUAAAGGGAGCAUUAAAUUAGCUUCUUUAUUCUUUUAAAUGAAGAACUGAUUUAUAUAGGUGCAAGCAUUUUGUUUCUUUGUAUUUUAUUUUUAUUUUACUGUUAUAUGUUCCCUAAAUAAACCACACAUUUGAGUUUUUUUAA